AUGAUGGAAUAUGAGUAUGAAAUAGACCCAAGGUGAGGAAAUGAAAAGAGUAGGCUUCAGAAAGAUUUUCACUCGCCUCGAUUUUAUGUAAACCAGCAUUAUGUUUGAUAAUUUUCGUUAUGUCUCUCAGGGGUCUACAAGGCAAACCGGGAUCAGUUGUUUUGAAGAAGGACAAACAGAACUUAAUCGGUAUCAGUAUAGGAGGAGGAGCUCCUCUUUGCCCAUGCCUUUAUGUAGUUCAAGUAUUUGAUAACACACCAGCUUCCCGAGACGGUGUCCUUCAAGCUGGAGAUGAAAUUGUUGGUGUAAAUGGGAAAUCUUUGAGAGGAAAGACCAAAGUAGACGUGGCAAGAGCUAUUCAAGCAGUUAAGGUCGGUAUUUUUAUAGUUGUGAGACGGCACAAAAUGAGCAGUGUCAGACUUAAAUCUAUAGUCCUUCUCAAGGCUCUAGCUAAGAUACUGAAGUACAUACGUUUGUUGUAAACCAAAUAGGUUUUCAUGACAUGAUUGAAUGAUCCUGAUUUAUUAUUGUCCAUACGUGUCAUUAAUUAUUGAUGCAUCUGAAAAAACGUUUAUCUCAAAUAAGCUGACCAUGACUAUUGUGACUGACUUCUAUUUCCCAUCAAAGAAACUACGUUAUAUCAUGUACAGUUGAAGUCUUAUUGAUUUCUUAUUUUGAUCAUGAAAUAAAAAGGCUUCAGUGAAAUAUAAACCAGGAAAUUUACAGCCGUGUUAUUAAGGAAGUAUACCCUUAACUAAUUUUUUGUCCCAAGCGAGUGCCCUGUCUGCUUGUCGGUCAUGUUGCUACAGGGUCAUUUUGCUAAAAAUCUUUUUGCUGCAUGUUGAAGUUGUUUUGCAGCAGACAGGCAUUUUGCGUUAGUGUAGAAAACAUACAAAAAACUUUGCUUUUAUAGGCAAAGUUGCUAUAGAUAUAUAGGCGUAAGUUUUCAUUAGGUAUGACUUGGUGGCUUUUAAAAGAACCUUUUUUAUGAUGUAUUAAAAUGAAAAAUGCUUUGCAGCAAAUCAACUUCAUAAUGCAGAGACAUGACAACUGGACACUGGACACUGCAUUAGAUCUGAGAAAACGUUAUUCUCAGAAAUUUGGCUCUCAGGAAUGGGCUAUCAACAUUUAGCACACUGAACCCUCCCAGCUGUCUUACACAGGGUGCAAAGAAAGUCAGUACGGCUUACCAUUCGGGCAAGUUGUUGCUAGUAUGUAGUAGCCCAAGACUCUUUUAAGUAGCGCCAAAAACUUUUGAUGAGCAGCAUUGAUUACAGUACUGUUCUUCUGUAAUUUAAAUUUCCCCAUUUACUUCACUUGCCCUUUGGGAAAGUUAAUAACAGGAUUCACUAGCCUGAUUGCAAAAUCCAGUAGCCCUGGGCUAUCAGACAUGAGUUUCUUUGCACGCUGCAAGUUACAUAUAAAGGGGCUCUGGUGAAUGGUUCUACCAAAAUUGGGUCUCAGAAAAUUUUGCCUGAUCUCAAAAUUUCCGGAGAAAAACAACAAAACAGUACACCUCUGAAUUAACUAAGUAAAGAGCAGUGGAAUUUUACCUUAUUUGUAUGUUUUGAUUUCAAACUUUAAUUCACACUUCAAUUUUGUCAGGAUGAAGUGAUUAUCAAUUAUGUCAAAUUACAUGCUGAGCCAGCAGAAGGAAAAACUUUAGACAUAAGUAAGUAAAUUGUGAAUGAAAAUGUAGUUUUAUUGGCUCUAGUAUUAAUUACUGUUAUUUAAAUUAUUAUUGUGAUAUUUAUUUUUUUACUAACUAGACAAAAAUGAAUAAGAUAAUUAAAUAAUCCUUAUAUUUUUAACCUUAUUGAGUAACUUAACAGAGUUUUUAGAAUAGGUAAAUCCAUAGAACUGCCUAAAGGAACUGAAAUCAAUCCAAAAACUCUUGAAUUGAAAUUGUUAGAAAGGCCUGAUAAUAUCUUUUUAUAAGUUACACUUAAUAAUCACUUCCAGUAUUAAAGUAACUCUUUUUUUCUUCUGAUCGCUUUUGUGUGUUUUCUGUAAAAUAUUUGCGGUUAUUUGCUGCAAUCACUCACUAUUGUAUCAUUACUAAGUACUUUCUAUAUCUUGGAUAGUCUUAAAGAAAAUGAAGCAUCGAAUUGUGGAGCAUAUGAGUUCAUCAACUGCAGAUGCUUUGGGGCUUAGCAGAGCAAUUUUAUGUAAUGGUAAGAGAGAAAAUAUUUACAAAAUAAUGUAUACCAAGUCAAGUUGUAAAUAAUUUAUGAUGUAUUCUUGUAUAUCAUGAUUCUAUUUCAAAUGACUUAUCUGUUGGGCAAAUUAAUAUCUUCUCAUUAAUAGUUCUCAAAGUGCAAAUGUCUCAACCUUUUUACUCCUCAUAGUGGCCAGGGAUAAAAUUCACAAAAAGAUUUUUAAAUUUCUUUUUCCAAAAUCCCAAAACAUUGAAAUCAUUUAUUAUAACUACGUUUUAUAUUAAGUGCAAAAGUUCCGCCAAAGAUACUUUAUUUCAAUGGUAACACCAUUACAUAGUUAAAAUUGAGAGUGGCAAAUAAAAUUGCCAUAACAUGGCCUAGAUGUGAAAGGGUUAAACCACUGUAAGGUUUAUGGCCCAUUUUUUACGAGCACUCAUCUGUGAAGUGGAAAGUCACUGGUUAUAUUCUAGGUACAAUAACAGGGUUUUAAAAUUACUGAAAAAGAAGGUACUGCCUUUGCCCUGAAAAUGGCUAGACCUUAACGUAGGUCAUAAAAUUUGAAUUCUUGUCUCCAGUAGGGUAUAAAAAAGCAAUCUCAGUACUUUUAGUGGUAAAUACAUUGACACUUUUAGAAAUAAAGGAUGCUUACUGUUGAUGAUUUAGCUCCCAAGACAGACCUCUGGUCACACAAGCAAGCAAGCAACCUCAUUUCCAUGCCAGAAAUCAGUUCAGAAUCUGAACUGGUCACCUUUUGGUUACUCCCAUGUCUGCAGGGAAUUAACGAUGUAACAGCGAACUUGAUUGGCUUCAUCAAAGAACUUCACUGCUUGAGAUUGCUCCUGUGACCAGUGGUUAUAAUUUUUCUCUUGAUGCUUUGUGCCUCUUUGUCACUGCUUCACUGCGAACUAUCAGGAAUUAGAUAAGAAAAAAAUAGCCUCUGGAACCCAGCGUAACAGUGUUACAGUGAAGAAAACAAUAAUUUUGAAUUAGAGAGCAUUUAUUAUUCUUGACUUAUUUAAUGGCAGACAAAUAAUCUACCUUAAAAUUCCGAAAAUAAGCCCCUCCAAAUAAUUAUAAGUCCCCCAAACCGGUAACGCAAAAAACCCUCCGUAAAAUUGCCCCUCCAAAUAUAAGCCCACUGGGGGCUUGUACUUGGAAAAUUGCCCUCAAAUACAAAGUAAAACAAAGCAAAAACAGUAAAUUUACUUCCAACUAUAAGGCUAGCCCAAUCGAUUUUGAAAUGCAAAUUUCCCUCCGUAUAUAAGCCCCUCCGAAUAUAAGCCCCUCCAAAAAUAAGCCCCUCAAAAAGGGCCUUUGAAAAAUAUAAGCCCCGGGGCUUAUUUUCGGAAUUUUACGGUAUUGCAAUGUUUUAGUUAGGGAAGGGCUUGAUAUAGCAAACAAAGAAAAAUUGCCCUAUUUAACAUUCAGAAAUAGGAUGGUGGGAUCAUUUGUCUACUUCUAAAAAAUGAGCCUUCAGGAUUUUUUUGGUGUGGUUCAAAAUUUUAUAGUCAGUACAAAUCUGUUGGUGGGUAAAAACCUAGAACUGUUGAACCUCUGUUUGUCUUUACACGUACACUGUACCAUGCAAUAUAAGCUUUAAUAGUUCCUGUAGGUAAACAAUUAUUCAUUCUUGUCUUUUUGUUCCUUUCAGAUGGUCUUAUUAAGAAAUUGGAAGAACUUGAACAAAAUUCUAAUAUUUACAAGGGUAAGUCUGGUGUGUCUUGAUAAGAUAACAUUGUAUAUUAUACAUGUAGAUGUAAUGCGAUGGACUGUAUGAAUACAUACAUGUAGGAUGUGAUUUUGAAGGGUUUAAACAUACUUUACUCUGCAAACUAAGUUAUUACAUACUACAAGCAGUUACAAGUUUGUAGUGUAUCAUAAUAAUCUACACAGUCUAAGGUGUCACAAACAAACUAUUUCUAAUAGAAGAUCACCAACAAAAACUCUGAUAAAAAAGCAACAGGGUCAGAGGGAUGAGAGAACAAUAAAUUAUUACUAAGUAUUGCUUUUCGUUUAUCAGGUCUUCUUGAUCAUGCAAGACAGUACCUUCAAAGUUUCUAUAAUUUGGCACAGACGCAUAAAGGUGACCUUGAAUUUUUGGUUCAUUCUAUUCAAAUAAUUUUUUUUCUAUGGUAAUUAAAGUCAUCAGCAGUUGAGGUGCUUGGGAAGUUACUGGUGUCUAAAAAAUUAGUGGGUGGGUGGGGGAGGAGGCCUGUGGCAAUCUUGCCAUUGUAAGGAGGUUUCUGUGGCAACCAGGCUGUAUGUGGGGUCUACCUAAAUAGUGGCCACCAACAGGCACCAUCACCUUGAAAUUUAUUCCAGUGAAAAAACGUGCCUGACUCAUCAAUACUUACCUUCCAAGUCAAACCACCCUUGGACCAGGGAGGUUGAGGUCAUUAUUUGUGCAUUCAGAGGUGGUGAUUCCCAACUGUUGUAAAAAUGCUAGGCUACAGGAAGAUGCAAUCAAACUCUGCCAUCUUAACCCAUUCGCUCCUGGAGAUUUUGCCGAAAAACGCGUUUUGAAGCUAGUCGAGUGGUUCUCUGGUCACUGUCGUGCUAUAAAGGGCUAAAACUUACCACAAACCGGUUUACAGGUCGUACACUUGGCGGCCUUCUGAUCCAGAUGCAAAACAUCAGCUUGCGAAGUUCAGGCAUGCGCAGAAAGCAAAAUUUCGAGAUAGUUUUUGGGUUUAAAAGUGACACAGCAGUCUUGACUUUUACUUUUCGCUUUUUCUCCUCCCUUCUUUUUUCGCUUUCUUGCCUCAUUUUUUUUUUCUCUUGCUGGGCAUUUAGUACCGAAGUAAAACCACCCUUCUCAAAAAUCCUUUCGAAAAUCCUAGAAUCCUAAUCCACAAAGGAAAGGUAGGUGGGCAAUGGAACAAGAUUUUCAUGGAGAUUUUCAGGUCAAUGUCACGUGGUUUUUUGCGUCUUUCUCCGGUGUCCUUGACUGAAUUGUGCUCAUUCUGGUAUGGUUUGAAAGAUCUCUUUACUGUACACAAGUUAGCGAAGAAAGUUGUCCUUGACCGUUAAAACUGAUGACGUCACAAAGGGUAGAAAGGACCUGGAUCUGCACGGGCGGUUACGGGCGGUUCAGGGGCGAAUGGGUUAAGCAGGUCACAUUCAAAAAUGGGUGAAACUACUACAGCUGUAACGGCUUUGGCUGGAGGUUAACCUUGCUUUAAAUGUGGCUUAAUGGUAUUUAUGCUAAGUCAAACUCAAGACAUUGCUGGCCAGCAGUCCUUUGUAUGAGAUUUUUUUAGGGGGGUGGGGGAAGGGUGCUCAAAUACCUUCACAGGGGACUUUAGGGAUUUACUGGUUGAAGUCAGGCCAUUAUAAAUGUUUGCAAUGCAUGACAUUGCUUCAGUGGUUGUGAAGUGUUAUGCUUUCUACCUUUUAUCCCUUUGGUAAUGUAUGCUGGGAGGAUGCCUAUGGUUGAUUAUGCAUUACACUUAGCUGCUGUUCCUUGCUGAUAAGGCCAUCAGCCUCUGAGGCAUUUCCCCCACAUGUUGUAUGUUGAUGGGAUUAAUAUGUAGCCAAAUCAUACAUUGUGUCUGAAAAUACAUGUAGGCCCCUGCACAAAUUAAUGGUACCUCUAUUGGUGAAGCAUGAGUCCUUUAAUUUUUUUUUGUUCUUUAGUUAAUAAUUCUUAUUUUUUCUGUAGAACUUGGAGAAAUAUUUGCUGCUAUUGGUGUAAGAGAAUUACAACCAAAUGCAAGUGAGGCAUUUGCAAUUUUCAGUGAGGCCCACAGGUAUUUUUUUGCUCCUUAAUUUUACAAAUCAAUGUCAAUACCAAUCUUAUUCUGUUCAGAAACCAUUGAUGGGUUACUUCAUAUCAAAGAAGUUCAUGUGUUAUAAAACUUUUGCUCACUCUGGGUAGUUGCAUGCUUGUCUAAGGUUUUUUGUGUGAUUUAGUUAGAAGAUAAAGAACCUUGUCUGAACUAGGCAUUUGCCCAUCAGGUUAUUAUUAUUGAGGAUGAAAGGUAACUUGCCCAGAAAAAGAAUCUACUUCCCCCAUUAUUUUAAUGUCAGUAGCAUAGUUCAGUGUAUUCAAUUUUUAAUUCUCUUUUUCUGUCCUGUUACUGACAAUAAAUUGUUAUAAUUUUUUUAUUUAUCUUGUUUUUUAGGAGUUUUGAGAAACUAGGACUGGAUUAUUUAAAGAAAGUAAAGCCUAUGCUCAGUGAUCUCAACACCUAUCUCUCAAAGGUAGGGAUCUGUAAAAAGUAUGAUUAAAAACUGAUAUUAAAAUCAAUGUAAAUGAAUAAAUCUAGGAUAUUACAUGCAUGCGUGUGGAUACAAAUUUUAUCUUCGAGUGUUGAACUCAAUAUCUCACUUGUUCCCUGUUCUCACUCGUGAGAUAUCGAGUUGAACACGGGAGGAAAAAUUCGUAUCCACAAGCGGGCAUGUAAUAUUCUGUUUAUUAUAAAGACACCGACGGCGAGAUGCUGACAUGAUCCUGUUUUCCUUUUCGCUGAGACUGAAGUAGCCAUGACAACCGUCAUAUCUUCACAUGAUUGUGAAGGAUAAAAAUUGUAUCUUUGCAGGAUACCAAAUUUUCGUCAAAUCCUUCAAAUCCUGGUAUUUCAUCGGUGUCUAUAUAAUAAAAAAUAUUAUCAGCUUGCCUUGAUGUGCUAACUAUUAUAUGUACAGUUUAAAAAACGAGCAGGGAUGGCUUUCCCUCAAGUUUUUAAACCUGAUUAUACACUACUGCGAGUUUUUUGAACAGCUUCAAAUUCUCUGAAGAUUUAGAUCAACUCAUUGUUGCACUAAUAUUUAGAUUUGGGGUUAUUUUGGUCUAAAAAAUUAGGUGUAAAGUUUAGUCUUGUCUUUAUCAGAUGAAAGACACUCAUUAAACAUUAAUUUCUUUUGUUUUUUCUUUAUGAAUUAUUAAUAAGUUAUUGAAAUAGUUAUAAUAAUAUUUUCAAUAUGUAUUUUUCUUUUUCUUUAAGAUGGCAGCAAAUGUUGGUCACUGGAUGAAAUCACAUUAGCUUUUUUAUAACAGUAGUACAUGUUAAAUUAUUAUUAAAUUAUUAAAUUAUCAUCAUCAUUAUUAUUAUUUGACUUUUUGUGAAUAGGCUAUUCCAGACACCAAACUAACCAUCAAGAAAUAUGCUGAUGCAAAGUUUGAAUACCUUGUAAGUGUUGCCCGUCCUUUUAGCUCGACAUAUCUUUAUUGAAAUAGUGACCCAUCUUCUAUAAACAGAUGGCGAAAAAAUGGAAGACUCACACAUUUAUUUAGCAGUUAGUUUCCAAAGACAUUGUAGUGCUGCAUUCACCAAGCAAGUAAUAAUUAUAAAUAAAUAUGAGUUCAUGUGACCACCACAGAAAUUUGAAAAUGUUAUAAUAUUGUCUAUCACCAGCUAUAUAGAUAAAAACAAAACAAAAGUGACAUCAUGAAAAUUUCAUUAUUUUCAAGGGACUGCUGUAAGAAAAAACUGCAAGGAACCCAGUGCUCUGUACAUGUGAAAUCCAGGGUGCUCAGCAUAUAAUUUAUGUGAAAGAACGGAGAUUUUCAAGUUUUUCGUGGGAGCAAAAGUUGCAGGCAACAGGGACCACUGGGCUCUGCUAGAGCACAGGCCUGAUUUUUUUAGUGCUGGUGCAGCUAUUCUGCUGAAUUUUAAUUUGAUGAUAUUUCCAUCGUCAUUUUAGUCUUACUGCUUAAAAGUCAAGGAGAUGGAUGAUGAAGAGUAUGCUUAUGCAGUAAGUUCUAAAUUCUAAAUGUAUAAUCCCAGUAUGAGUACUGGCAGUUGAUAGAUCCUAAUGGAAGUAGCUCAUGAGAAUUGCUUGAGGUUUUACACCUACAGUGGAACCCCGCCUUACGACCACCCCGUUUAUAAGACCACCUCGUUAUUACGGCUAUAUUCUUCAAAACCAAACAUAAAAAACAUGCGGUCAUUUUAUUAUUUUGAAGACCCUGUUAAUGCAACCACCUCGUUAUCACGACCAGGAUUUUAUGGCCCAACGGUGGUCGUAUGAACGGGGUUCCACUGUAUUUAAUUUCCAAGAUAAAGCAAAUUUAUUUUUAAACUGACUGAAAAAAACUGUGGAAGAAAACAAUUUCAGUGGGAAAAGAGUUAAUAGAUAUUGUUAUUUUAUUCGUGAACUAAUGUAAGACACAAGGCUAGAAAAACAAUAAUGAAAGGGUGAAUGCAGAUAAGACCUCAAAGACCAUGCUGAGUUGUUCAAAGAAGGUUGAUUCAUCCCAAUCCAGGAUUAGGUACUGUUUAAAAAACGAGUUGGAGUGUAUUAUUAAAUGUAGGUUUGCCAAGAGUUUUUAAACCUCAUAAUACAGGACCACAAGUUUUUGGAACGGCUUCAAAAUCUCUGAUAUAGAUCAACUCAUUCUUUCACUAAUGUUUAUAUUUGGGGUUAUUUUGGUCUAAAAAAUUGGAUGUGUUGUGAGCCGUGUCUCUAUCAGAUAUAAAGACACUCAUUAAACAUUAAUGUAUUUUAUUUUUUCUUUCUGAAUAAAUUAUUAAUUAGGUUUUGAAUUAUUAUUUGUCAUAACUUGUAUGCUCUGUUUGUAGUUAACCAGGAUUAAAGAUUAGAGCUUUAACUGGGCCUGGAACAACUGGGGUCAGAUGUGUAUAUUUUCUAACAUAUCUGGUUUCUUUAAAUUUCUCCAGGCACUGCAUGAAUCACUGUACAGAGUGGAGACUGGAAACUACGAUUAUAGGUAUGAUUUUGCUUUCAUAAGUAUAGCCCCAUGUAAAGGCCAAAAUGGACACAACAUUGUUGGCUAACAACAGUGGCAGAUCCAGGGGAGGGGCCUGGAUGGCCUGCCCCCCCUUAUUUUUAGACAAAACUGAGGCCCGAUGGGCGGAAAAAAUUUUUUUUGGAGUCCCCCCUUAUCCGAAGGUCUGGAUGACUGCCACCCCCUCCUCCUUAUCUCAAGGUUUGGAUCCGGCACUGAACAAUUCCCAAUAUUGUUGGAUGUUACAUGUUGUAUCCAUUUGCACACCCUGCUGCAUGUUGUUGUGUGUUGUUGGGAUUUGUUACGCAAAGUUUGAAACCAGUCAAACUUUUGAGCCUACAACUCCCUACAUUUGUUUUGUUCUGUGAUUGCCAAAGCAUAAGCAACAAUGUUGAAUUCGUUUGCACAGCUCUUCCAACAUUGUUUGGGCCACACACGUGCAUUACACAUGGCUUACAAAGUCUUAUUGUAUCCUUUCCAUGAUGUAUUCGUAUCCUUUCCAUGAUGUAUUCCAUGAUGUAUUCGGUUCGAACAUUGUUGGGAGUUGUUGCAUCCGCUUCCCCACCACUACCAACAAGGAUGCAACUGCUCCUAACAUUGUUGGAAAAGUUCAUGAGUGAUUUUUUGACUCAAGGACAACAGCUCUCCUUGUAACUAAGGAAACAAAAAUUGAACUUAUACUUUGGUAUUGUUUGUUAUUGUUUGCAAUAUUUAUCACAUAAAAUACCCAACUUUGCAUCAGUUGCAAUGCUCCAAAAAAGGAAAAAAACGCAUAAGGUAAGAACAUGACAGAGCUUGUCAACCAUGAGUCAAAUGUGUGCAAAGUAUCUACAAGCCACAAGAUAAGCAGUGCUUAAGCACAUUCAUCUUGGUAGAGCCUUACUGGUGAUCAAACUGAAAAACUUUGUUUUUACUGAGACUUCACGUUUUGACCAGUUAGAGGUAAUAUCAACUGUCACAUGUUCACUGAAAUGAUUUACAUAGCUAUUAUGUUUUCAUUCUUGAUAUUAUGUUUUAACUACUCACUACUUUCAUUUGUUUUGCUAGAGUUGUGUUGCGUUGUCGUCAGUUAGCAAGAGAGAGAUUUGCAAAGCUAAGGUCAGAUGUCUUGGUUAAGCUUGAGCUUCUUGAUCAAAAACAUGGUACGUUUCUAAAUUGGUUAACUUUACUUGUAACAAAAGGUGUGACGUGACACUGUGGUGGAUAAUUACAUACAUACUGUACAUACUUUAUUAACGUGACUAACACUUAGCUAUAAAGCUAGUUUACAGGUCAGUCAAAUUAAUUAUUACAGUACCUUAAUAAUUUAUACCAAGCAACUGACUAGUCAGCGGUCCAUUUUUACUUUACAUCUUUCUUGUUAAAGCACCAUACUCUGUAAUGGUUUAACUCGUGAAUUACUGAACAACUUAAGAGUUAAAGUGACGAGCAGGAACUUGUCUGUCAAUAUUCCAGGGGAUCACCAGGGAGGUUUUAGGUGGGCGUGUGCUACCAAGCACCCAAAUUUGGACCCAUUCUCCAUUAGAGAUGAGGAGGGUACUGGAUCGAGUUAACUUUUGCAAAGACGUUUGGGAUUGUUACUAGGGACAGGGUAAAAAAUAAUUUAAUAGCUAACUGGCGCGUAACAGCGUAACGACACCAGAAACAUUUGUAGGAAGGCAUUUUAGCUCCCACCAGUUCCCUUGUUGUUCCUAAAACGAAGAAUGGAGGCUGAAGCUUUUUAUGUUCACCCCGUCCCUUCUUCUUUUCUUUCCUCUGUAAACUAAUGCUGUCCAUUAUGAGUAAUUUACGAGUUGCCUCACAGGAACCCUUGAUUUUUGUUUUAAUUUCCACAGUACAAGACAUCGUUUUUCAACUGCAGCGAUUUGUGGCAGCUGUUACAGAGUACCACGAGAAUUCCUAUUCAGUACUUAAGGAAGCCAAUGUCUUCCCUAUUGAGGUCGAUUUAACAAGAGGAGCUCUUGGAAAUACUUUAAAAUAAUUUAAGAUGUUAUGUCAAGACAAACUAUGGCAAUUAAGUCUAUACAACACUUUAGUGUCUCCAGGGCUUAUAGUUCAUUGGUUUGCCAAUGGCAUCUAUGAAUGGUUAACUCUGGUAACUGUGACAUGUGCAUGGGGUCUUCAGCAGGUCCCGGUUUUUCAAACAUUUGGGAUAGCGCUAUCCACGGGAUAAAUCACUAUCCAAUGGCCAAGCGUUAGCCGAAACCAAUUGCACUAUCCAUUGGAUAAAGACUUAUCCAGUGGAUAGCGUGAUCCAGAUUUUAAACAACUGGGCCCUACUUUUCUGGGGCUGGUUACAUAUAACUGAACCACUCGCAUCUGGCAUUAAAUAGGCUAGUGUGAGGUGAUAACAGUUAUGGCUGACAUAAGCAACUGGCUCCUGAAUUACAGCUCCUAUGGCCUAGGCUGGGUAGCAAGCGUUUCCGUGCUAGCGCGUUGUGAAAGUUGGAAAGAGAGCCAAAAAGGAAAGAAAAAAAAUGUUUUUUUUUUUCAGUUUUGGCAAAGAACUCAAACGGAAAUGAUUGCUAUGCCUAUGCCUAUGCCAAGACUGGCCUUGGUCAUGGAUUAUCGCUCCCUUGAAUGAGCGAGCUGACAAAGUUCGCGAGGAAUCAACUAAUUUCAUUUAAAUGUAAAGAAUACAUGGCAACCACAACACUAAGUGGUUUUACAAAAAUAGUAAUUUAUUGGCGCUUUGAAGGAGGCUUAGUGGCUUAACCCUUAGGUUAAUUAAUCGACUACAGUACGUAUUUCAAGGACGUAAUCCAAUACUACUAUUGACAAUUUAGCCUGGUGUCCGCUUAAUAGAGGUUUUUAACAAUAGAAAUUAGCCACAUACAAUUUAUUUUGGUUCCCGCGUCCGCUUAAUACUACCCUGGGUGCCAGAGACUUUUCUAGUGCGGUUUCCGGUUUCUGUCAAGUCUUUACAGUGACCCGCGCGAAAAGGUUUUCUCGCGGCUACGCCGCUCGUGGUUUCGGCCUACAGCCGAAGAUGUGUCGGCCUACGGCCAACACCGAAAAUUCCCGCCGCAAGCCAGAAAAAUCUCAUGGUACCCAGGGUAGCUUAAUAGAGGUGUCCGCUGAAUAGGGGUUCGUUAUACAGGGAAAUAUAAGACGUUAAUUUCGGGACCCAGCUUAGUGUCCACUUAAUAGACGUUUCACUGUACUUAUAGCCUGCGUCGCCGAUGUAAUUUAACCUCGGUUAGUAACGUCUGCCAGCAGCGGUGAUAUUCUUGUUCUGGGCCCCAACGAACUGAAACGAAUUACCGGAAGUGCGUUUUAAAUUUCGUUUAUCUUGAUUGGCCAAUCGACAAUGGCAUUCUUAACAGGCCAAUCAUGGCACGCACUCAAAUCCUGGUACACAGGUGGGGGCCCAGAACAAGGAUUUGGGCAGCCUCGUACCCAGGCCAGUUCGCGCUAUCCGAGUUACAUGAGGAGGCUUGGAACCAAGCGCUAUAGCGCGAGGCGUCCUGGGCGAAUUUUCUCGACAAGCUUGACAGGUGAACAGGUGAAAUCACAUCCCAAAUCGCCGAGGACGACCUGGAACGAGGCUGGGAUUUGGGCGCCGUUUCGCAGACGGACUUAACCGGAGUUUAGUUUCGUCUGCGGCGUAGGCUGUAUACUUACUAAUAGCUGCGAAAAUUAAAUUGCACGAAAUUUACUUUGCUAUUAUAUACCGAUAGAUAUAUUUUGUUUUUACAGUCGUCAAACUCUAUCUGUCGGUUCGUCCUUGUAUAUAGCUCUCGCCUUGGCGGGUUUCAAAAAAUGAGUAAAUAGCGAAAUUCUAAUGGUUUGGCUAUUUUGUCCUUCCCAAAUUGCGAAAUACUCACAAAAUACAGUAUGCGCGAAAAUUAGAAAGAAUGAGUAGUGCUUUAGCGUGACCGGUUAGUGUUUAAUGCACGCUUUAAAGAUCUCACUCAUUUUGAAUCUUUAAAAUAUCAUGUUGAAACAAUCAAAAUAAUCUAAGUCAGGAAAGAAAUAUUUAUUCGUAGCUUGGGUAACGUUGAAUGAGUAUUGUAACAGUACUAUUGCGUAUAGCAUGUAGUAUUUAAACACUCAUUAAAUUAAGUAACAUGAAA
This is a messenger RNA of Porites evermanni, 12926 nucleotides long. Lineage: Eukaryota; Metazoa; Cnidaria; Anthozoa; Scleractinia; Poritidae. The record is from the annotation of a GenBank genome assembly.